Molecule: messenger RNA, 2619 nt
Organism: Quercus robur (English oak)
Lineage: Eukaryota; Viridiplantae; Streptophyta; Magnoliopsida; Fagales; Fagaceae
Exons: 8
Coding region: 1-2619 (872 amino acids)
Molecular function (GO): DNA binding; protein dimerization activity
Source: RefSeq, a predicted model, not a curated record
AUGGAGAUUAGUCGUGUCGAGGUGUGCAGCAAAGCUGAUGAUUUAGCAUUAAGGGCAGUGGAGGAUAGAUCCUCCAUCCAUUCCUCUUUGAGCUUGGAGUAUGGGCCGACUAACGAGCAUAGUGAGCCACAGUUGGCGUUUCGUCAUCUCCAGGCUGAAAUAGCCGAAAAGGAGGAGGCAUUGAGGGUUUCUACUGUUGAGAAUUGGCUGCUGCUCAUGUUUGAGAUAGGGAAUCUGGGACCCUUGGUGGCUUCCUUGAAGGAAAUCAGUCAACAUUACUGGAGUAGAGAACUCAGGUGUCUCAUGCUGAUUGAUUGGGAUGCUGCAUCCACAAGUCUGAAAUUGUUGAGUGAAAUGGAGUCCGCCUCUGUGCCAUCUAAUGAACGUGCUUCUACAACCGGGUCUAAUGCUAAUUCUUCAUCUGUGAGGGCGAAAUGUGAUCCUGCAUGGGAUCAUGUAACUGAAGAGUUGAAAGACGGAAAAAGUAGUUAUAGGUGUAUACAUUGUGGGAAAACUUAUAAAGGAGGGGGCAUUAAUCGAAUGAAAAGACAUCUAGCUGGAAUUAAAGGUGAUGUGGCUGCAUGUAUGGGUGUACCUUAUGAUGUUAGAGGUAGGGGGUUAGGUAGGGGAAAUAGAAGUAGUCCUAGUAAUUUUCCACCAAGAUCCAAUCUUGGCAAGAGAAAGGUUGGUGACAUUGGUAAUUACUUCGCUCCUAGAACAACACCGGGAGCUCAACCUUCUAUUAAAAGUGUGCUUGCUGGCAAAGAAAAGAAGCGGAGGGUUGAUAUGGCUGUAGCAAGAUGGAUGUAUGAUGCUUGCAUUCCAAUUAAUGCUGUGAAUUCUAGUUAUUAUCAACCUAUGUUCAAUGCUGUAGCUUCUUAUGCUCCUGGAUAUAAAGGCCCAAAUUAUCAUGCCCUUCGAGUGCCUUUGUUGAGAGAAGCAAAAAGAGAAGUCCAAUUGAUUGUUGAUUCUCAUCGUUCAUAUUGGGUUGACACUGGUUGUACAAUAAUGGCUGUCGGGUGGACUGAUACUAGGCAUAGAACAUUGAUUAAUUUUCUUGUCUAUUGUCCUAAAGGUAUUAUUUUUAUACGUUCUAUUAAUACUUCUGACUUGGUUAAGGAUGCUAUUAAUUUAAGUAACUUGUUUGAUGAAAUUGUUAAUUGGGUUGGUCCUGCAAAUAUAGUACAUUUGGUCACUGACAAUGCUGCAAAUUAUGUAGUUGCUGGAAGAAUUUUGUGUGGAAAAUAUAGGAACAUUAGUUGGUCACCUUGUGCAGCACGUUGUCUAAACCUAAUUUUUAAAGAGAUUGGGAAGAUGGAUCAUGUAGCUAAACUUACAAAGCGUGCAUCCAAGAUCAUUGUGUUCAUCUAUAACCAUGUGGCUUUGCAAGCUUGGUUGAGGACUAGAAAAAAUUGGACGGAAAUUGUGCAUCUAGGGCCAACUAGGUUUGCUACUACUUUCAUUGCCUUAGGGAGUCUUAAGGAACAUAAACAUGACUUACAAGCAUUGGUGACUAGCAAAUUUUAUGUUGAAUCAAGAUAUGCAAAAGAUAAGAAAGCAAAGGCAGUGGUGAAAAUCAUUCUUGAUAAUCAAUUUUGGAAUGAUUGUCAUGUAAUUGUGCAUAUUAUGUCACCAUUGAUUCGUUUAUUACGCAUUGUUGAUUCUGAUGAAAAACCAGCUGUGGGUUAUGUAUAUGAUGGCAUGUAUAAAGUAAUUGAUGGAAUUAAAAAAAAUUUCAAGGACAAGAAGAGACUAUGGGAGCCUUAUGUUAAUAUUAUCAAGGAUCGUUGGGAUAAUCAAUUCUAUAGAGAUAUUCAUGCUGCUGCUUAUUGGUUGAAUCCUGCAUUCCAAUAUGACACAUCCACUCUUAAUAAGAGGCUAGAGACACAAUCUGCUGUGACAGAUGUUAUUGAAUCAAAAGUUUCAGUUGGUCGGUUGAAGUUGGUGGAGGAAUUAAGGCUAUUUCGAGAGCGUGAACAAACUUUUGGAACCCAACUUGCUCAAGAAUCAGCCAAGACAUCUCAGCCGGAUGAGUGGUGGAAGUUGUUUGGAUCUUGCGCUCCAACCUUACAAAAGUUUGCAAUUCAGAUCCUUAGCCAAACAGCUACCUCUUCGGGAUGUGAGCGGAAUUGGAGUGCUUUUGAACAAAUACAUACCAAAAGAAGAAAUAGAUUGGAGCAUCAACGACUUAAUGAUCUUGUGUUUGUUCAUUAUAACUACCAAUUGAAAGAAAGAGUCAAAAGGAAGAAGUUCAAUUUUGAUCCUAUUGAUUAUGCAAGUAUCGAUAAAACUGAAUUUUGGGUAGUGGAAGAUGAGAAACCUCCAUUUCUUGAUCAUGAGGAGAUAGAAAAUGCAUUAUAUGAAGAGGGAGCCUAUCCAAUUGAAGAAGGGUCUUCUAGCCAUGUACAAAAAGAUAUGGACAAUGAAGUGAUUGAGGAUGAUGAUGAUGACAUUAAUUUGGAAUCAUUUGGUGAUGAAGAUGAUGCUCCUCUUGGAUUUAGAGAUAAAAAUCAUCCUAUUCAUGUUGAAGAUGAAGAUGAGGAUGAUGAUAAUGAUGCUAGUGGUGGAGCAUUUGGUUCACAUGAUGAUAUUGAUUUCAAUUUUCUUCAUAACAAAUGA